Gossypium raimondii (Peruvian cotton) is the source of this 2013-nucleotide messenger RNA. RefSeq lists its product as uncharacterized. Lineage: Eukaryota; Viridiplantae; Streptophyta; Magnoliopsida; Malvales; Malvaceae. The record is from RefSeq and is a predicted model, not a curated record. The coding region runs from base 71 to 1717 and encodes 548 amino acids. Gene Ontology annotation, molecular function: ribosome binding; GTP binding. Gene Ontology annotation, cellular component: cytoplasm. The transcript is spliced from 13 exons.
GAAAAUAUUUUUAAAUCCGGAGUAACACUUUCGAGAGAAGAAGUUACUGAAAUUCCAGCACUAGGAUUUUAUGAUGAGCUUAUGUUUUUGUUCUCUGAUUUCUCCUUGUCCUUCACCUUUAAUUUACGACUCCAAUUUUCCAUGGAAUUUGAAUCUUAACCGCUCCGUUAGCCCUCUCACUUUUUCUACUCACGGCAACGAUAGGAGUUUCGUUGCCAGGGUUGCUCAACGAGGAUACGAAGUAGGUAAUAUUUCACUGCAGAGCCCGACUAUCGAGGCAGAGGAAGAAAAUGAAGUGGUUGAUGAACUCGUUAAUGGAUCCGUCGUCGCUGAAUCGGUGGAAGAGGAUACACCGAGAUCGGUAAGAGUUAGAAAGAAGAGAGAUGACGGUGAUGGUAGUGAUGAUGAAAGCUUUGAGGAUAGAUUCAAGCUACGAAAUGGGAGGGAGGUUUUUGAAGAAAAAGCUUAUUUAGUGGGCGUAGAGCGAAAAGGCGAGACGUCGGAUUCUUUUGCCAUCGAGGAGUCGCUGAAGGAGCUGGCUCAGCUGGCCGACACCGCUGGGCUUAUGGUGGUUGGUUCAACUUAUCAAAAGUUAGCUUCUCCCAACCCGAGGACAUAUAUAGGAUCAGGAAAGGUCGCAGAAAUUAAGAGCGCAAUUCGUGCUUUUGAGGUUGAGACUGUAAUAUUUGAUGAUGAGCUCUCACCGGGGCAAUUGCGGAAUUUGGAGAAGGCAUUCGGUGGGGAUGUUAGAGUUUGUGAUCGGACUGCUCUAAUCCUGGAUAUCUUCAAUCAGCGAGCUGCAACGCAUGAAGCAGCUUUACAGGUUGCAUUGGCUCAAAUGGAAUACCAAUUGCCACGUCUUACUAAAAUGUGGACUCACCUUGAGCGUCAAGCUGGAGGCAAGGUGAAGGGUAUGGGUGAGAAACAAAUUGAAGUGGACAAACGUAUCUUACGUACUCAAAUUGGAGUUCUUAAAAAAGAGCUUGAAUCUGUCAGAAAACAUCGAAAGCAAUAUAGAAACCGCCGGUUUUCUGUUCCCGUUCCUGUAGUAUCUUUGGUUGGGUACACAAAUGCUGGCAAGAGUACACUUUUAAAUCAAUUGACUGGAGCUAAUGUUCUUUCAGAGGACCGACUGUUUGCUACCCUUGAUCCAACAACAAGAAGGGUUCAGAUGAAAAAUGGAAGUGAAUUUCUUCUUACUGAUACUGUUGGUUUCAUCCAAAAGUUGCCAACAACCCUGGUUGCUGCAUUCAGAGCUACAUUAGAGGAGAUAUCUGAGUCUUCUCUUUUAGUGCAUGUGGUGGACAUCAGCCAUCCCCUAGCAGAGCAGCAGAUAGAUGCUGUGGAAAAAGUUCUAGCAGAACUAGAUGUGUCAGAAAUUCCAAAAUUAAUGGUCUGGAACAAGGUCGAUAAAGUUACUGAUCCAGAAAAGAUCAAGUUAGAAGCAGAGAGAAGGGAAGAUAUUGUUUGUAUAUCUGCUUUGACUGGUGAGGGCUUGCUGGAAUUCUGCACUGCUGUGCAGGAAAAACUAAAGGAUUCCAUGGUUCCGGUGGAAGCUUUUGUCCCAUUUGACAAAGGGGAACUUCUGAGUACCAUACAUCAGGUUGGAAUGGUGGAGAAAACUGAAUAUACCGAAAACGGGACAUUUGUCAAGGCAUUUGUCCCUCUUCGUUUUGCUAGGCUGCUUACCCCAAUGAGGCAACUGUGUAAAUCAUAACUUUCAACUCUCUUGAAUGUAACCUUUCAAUAGUUUGUAUUAAAUUCGAUGAGUUCUCAAGAGCAAGAGGGUGAUUUGGGAGGACAGCAGCAGCACAUUUUUCAGUACAGCAUUGCCCCAAUACCAGUGUAUAUAGAAUACCCAGCUCCGUUGUCAUUAAAUAUGUAAUAGACGUUGAACUUGACAACAAUGAAUGUCGGUUUUCUGUGUAAAUUUGAUGUGCUAGAUUAUAAGACCCCAAGGCACUAGCAUGACUAAAUCGUCAGAUAUUGAAUAAAACAGGGGUUCAUACUUCA